AUGAACGGACUCAGCUACCCUACCUACCCAUACCCAUAUCAUGAUGGCGAGAGCCAACCAUACUUCCCGACUCCUCCUCCCUCAGCUUCCUUCGCUCCUCCAACCUAUGAAGCAGUCACGGGCGUCCAAACUCAUUACCAACAGGCUCUUACCAGUGGUCUUCAAACGCCCGCUUCGUCUCCGACCUCAACGCAAUCUACGCCUCCCGCAGAAUCUUCGAGGCGGAUUCCUCCACCUUUAGGCUGGAGCGCACCAUCGAGACAAUUGAGUCGCCCGUGCCGCUGUGGCCACGGAAGGUGCAGGUGGCGGUUCUUCUACCCUACCCGAAUGAUGCUCGCUGUCCACGAAGUUCUCCCGUUCCAAAUCCAACCCCAAGGACCCUACACUACCAUCCGCCCUCCGCGAGAACUCAGCAAGUCCCAAAUGGAAACGUUCCUGGUGUCGCUGAACGGUUCCGAAUAUAGCUUCCUGAAAGCUUUCGCGAGCCCGCUCUAUCGGUACUGCCGGGACAGCGCGAAGCGCAGACGACUUUUCCUCCAGUGCGAGCCUUGGAUUGAUGUAGACAGAAUCGAAUCGGGCAAAGUAGUGUGCUUGGGAUGCGGGUGUGAUGUCUCCCUUGGGGACGUCGAGUACAAUCCUGGUAACUGGAUGCGCCACCGGGAUUGCGUGCUGAGUCCACAGGCUCAUAAGUUGAUUUCAGAGACAACGGUAGCCUGGGCAUUUGAAGAUCGUUUCGCUCCAGCCUGGGACGGCAUUCAUUAUGCGUUAAACGGUCACGAGGCCGCCAAGUCCUGGAAAGCUCCUGAAUUGUUCGCCCCUGCUAGAAUGGUACUAGCCUGGAUGGUCUAUUUGUUCUUCGAGGCAUAA
Molecule: messenger RNA, 867 nt
Organism: Desarmillaria tabescens
Lineage: Eukaryota; Fungi; Basidiomycota; Agaricomycetes; Agaricales; Physalacriaceae
Exons: 3
Coding region: 1-867 (288 amino acids)
Source: RefSeq, a predicted model, not a curated record